AUGGGUGCCGCUUACUAUCCAGGCCGUCAUCUGUCUACUCGUGAACUUGCCAAUGGAUGCUGCCUUCUUCUCGCGGGAUCCUUGGCCGAUUUCAUGGGCAACCGAAUGAUCAAUCUAAUUGGAUGUUUCUUACUAAGAACCUUCACUCUGGCUUGCGGUGUAGCUCAAAACGGUAUACAGCUGAUUCUGUUCCGCACUUUUCAAGGCAUCGCAACCUCUAUGUGCCUGCCUACGGCAUUUAGUAUAUUGACCGACUCCAUGCCAGUGGGUAAACGACGAAAUAUCGGAUUUGCCUGCCUUGGGCUGGGACAGCCGUUUGGUUUCUCAGUAGGAUUGGUUUUUGGUGGGCUUUUCCAAGAAACUUCUCUCAAGUGGAGAUUUGGGUAUUACCUCUGCGCUGGUGUCACCAUGGGCUUGGCCGUGGUGAACUUUUUCAAAUUGCCGAAAGAUUCCGCGAGAGAACCGUUCACGUUUGGAAGACUUCGCCGCGAGAUUGAUUGGAUGGGAAUCUUCCUGUCCAGUUCUUCCUUGGGGAUGAUCUCUUAUGUGUUUGCCGCCAUCACUGAUAGCCCAUCAAAUAUUCACAAGGCUGAAAAUAUUGUCCUCCUCUGUGUGGCAACAGUUAUGAUGCCCGCAUUUCUAGGUUGGAUGAAUUGGCGCGAGAAGAUCGGAAAGCCGGCUUUAAUCCCGAAUUCGCUUUGGCAAAAUACCGCAUUCAGCUCUAUCUGUAUCAUGGUUCUGUUCUCAUGGGCUGUGCUAAACGGCAUGGAGACUAUUCUCAGUCUAUUCUUUCAAGAAGUUCAAGACCUGCCUGCCAUUCAAGCGGCCCUUCGAUUCCUCCCCAGCAUUAUAAGCGGCAUCGCCCUCAAUCUUGGAACUGGCUUACUGGUGCAUCGUCUUCAUGCGAAUUACCUAGUGCUAGUCACCUCAGUUCUCAGUGCAGGAUCCCCACUUCUAAUGGCCAUCAUUGACCCCGAGUGGUCUUGGUGGUAUUGUGCCUUUUGGGCUAUGCUGCUGGGACCCCUCUCGGCAGACGUCAUCUUUACUGUGGCAAAUUUAAUUAUUACGGACGCCUUCACGCCCAAAACCCAGGGCCUGGCUGGCGCGGUCUUCAACGUUGUUGCUCAGUUUGGAACCUCCAUUGGACUUACCAUUUUUGCCAUCAUCUCUGUUGGUGUGACACAAGGUUCUUCAUAUGAAAACAAAAAGUCACCCGAAGCGCUCAUGUUGGGCUACCGCGCUGUAUUCUGGACUUGUUUCGGAUUGAUGAUGGCUGCAUGUUGCUUUGGCGCCUGGGGACUACGCAAAGUUGAGAAGGUUGGUUUGAAGAGGGAGUGA
Molecule: messenger RNA, 1338 nt
Organism: Aspergillus oryzae RIB40
Lineage: Eukaryota; Fungi; Ascomycota; Eurotiomycetes; Eurotiales; Aspergillaceae
Exons: 5
Coding region: 1-1338 (445 amino acids)
Biological process (GO): transmembrane transport
Cellular component (GO): membrane
Molecular function (GO): transmembrane transporter activity
Source: RefSeq, a predicted model, not a curated record